UCUGUUUGACAGCAGCCAUUCGCAAAGUUGAAAACACAAAAGCCACCAGCGAGUGUGGAAAAUACGUGCGCAAAUUUGGUAAAAUCAUCCAAUUUUCGUAAGUUUAAAAAGGUCUGAAAAUGGUUACCCAAACUGCCGACCCAGCUCCGGCCGUUCAGGAUGUCGAAAUGGAGAGCGCCGAAGAUGCGGAAGCAGCGAAAAAGGAUGCCGAACUGCUCACGGUGCAGGAGAUUCGCGAGCAGGCACGGCAGAUUGACAAAGCGGUCACCAGCAAGGAACCACGAUUUAUUCUGCGUGUAUUGCGGUCGCUACCAAACACCCGGAGGAAACUGAGCUUGGUUGUAGUUCGAUCGUUAGCAGUGCAACUGUUCCCUGCAGGUGCGGAAAGGGAGGGAAUUAUGGCGUACAUUGAGGAUUAUCCGGAAGGUAUGCAAGAACCGGAGUUGCCUAGACCGCGAGCCGCAAUCAAAAGUCCUCUGCCGGAAGUGGAUGCCUAUUUCCACUUGUUGCUACUGGUGAGGCUGUUGGACAAGAAUGAGCUAGCAAAGGCCGUCAAGUGCUCCCAAGAUUUGAUGGCAAAAAUCGUCGGGCAAAAUCGAAGGUCUUUGGAUCUGAUUGCUGCUAAGAGUUAUUUCUAUCACUCGAGAGUUGCAGAAUUGAAUGGAGAUUUGGAGAGUAUCAGGGGAUAUCUGCAUUCGAGACUAAGAACUGCAACGCUGAGAAACGAUUUCGAGGGUCAGGCGGUUUUGAUUAACUGUCUGCUCAGGAACUAUUUGCAUUACUCACUGUACGAUCAAGCGGACAAGUUGGUCAAUAAGUCAGUUUUCCCGGAAACGGCUAGCAAUAAUGAAUGGGCACGUUUCCUGUACUAUUUGGGUCGCAUCAAAGCAGCUAAGUUGGAUUACAGUGCAGCCCAUAAGCACCUGGUCCAAGCUUUGCGUAAAGCUCCCCAGCAAGCAGCCGUUGGAUUCCGUCAAACCGUUCAGAAGUUAGUAAUCGUUGUGGAGUUGCUUCUGGGAGAUAUCCCGGAACGACAGGUCUUCCGACAGGCUGCUCUUCGUAGAUCUUUGGGUCCAUAUUUUCAGCUUACUCAAGCAGUUCGUCUCGGAAAUCUUCAACGCUUUGGCGAGGUAUUGGAGAACUUUGGCGAUCAAUUUCGUCAAGAUCAUACUUUCACUUUGAUUAUCCGUCUUCGUCACAACGUUAUCAAGACUGCUAUCCGUUCCAUUGGACUGUCCUACAGUCGCAUCAGUCCUCAGGAUAUCGCUCGCAAGCUGGGAUUGGAUUCGCACGAAGACGCAGAAUUCAUCGUAGCUAAAGCUAUUCGAGAUGGAGUUAUCGAGGCCACCCUGGACCCGGAGAAGGGCUACAUGCGUAGCAAGGAAAGCACCGACGUCUACUCGACUCGUGAACCCCAGCUGGCAUUCCACCAGCGUAUUAGCUUCUGUCUGGAUCUGCAUAACCAGAGCGUCAAGGCCAUGCGAUAUCCACCGAAGUCGUACGGUAAAGAGCUGGAGAGUGCCGAGGAGCGACGUGAACGCGAACAGCAAGAUCUUGAGCUUGCCAAGGAGAUGGCCGAAGAAGAUGACGAUGGUUUCUAAACACCUUGGGGCUUGGGCCGCUGAAUUGUAUUGCCGGCAAAUUGCGCUUCGUGUAAGCAGAAUCAUACUUAUUGAUACUUUGAAUUUACCUAAUAUUAUACCUACCUAAAUUGAUGAUUCAUAAUAAAACUGGUUGUCAUCGUA
This is a messenger RNA of Ochlerotatus camptorhynchus, 1745 nucleotides long. RefSeq names its product regulatory particle non-ATPase 3 (gene Rpn3). The record is from RefSeq and is a predicted model, not a curated record. The transcript has a single exon. Gene Ontology annotation, biological process: ubiquitin-dependent protein catabolic process; regulation of protein catabolic process. The coding region runs from base 120 to 1601 and encodes 493 amino acids. Lineage: Eukaryota; Metazoa; Arthropoda; Insecta; Diptera; Culicidae. Gene Ontology annotation, cellular component: proteasome complex; proteasome regulatory particle, lid subcomplex. Gene Ontology annotation, molecular function: enzyme regulator activity.